CCAGAAAGCCGAUUGUCAGUAGCAGACGACAAUCGAUUGAUUCAGCAGUUACUGCAAUAGAGUAGUGUACCACACGUGACUUAAUUGUUUAUAAAUUUUUUUCAUUCUUUGUAUAACAGAAAAAAGAUAUAAAAAAAUUGUGACUCUUUAAGAUAGUGUAAUAGAAUCUGAAUUUGGAUAUAUUCAAAUACACCCAUAAUAAAGUAUUUAACUUAGUGGAAUGUUUACUGAAGAAGCAAAAUCGAGUGACAUUACAAAUGCAAAACAUUUCUUUUCCACGUCUAUCAUCUCAGGUGCUGCUGCAGGAAUUAUUUGUGACAUAAUAUUUUUCCCAUUGGAUACUCUCAAAACACGUUUACAAAGUCAACAUGGAUUCUUAAAAUCGGGUGGUUACAAACAAUUGUAUCAUGGUAUAGGACCUGUAAUGAUGGGCUCUGCUCCAUCAGCUGCUUUAUUCUUUAUCACUUAUGAGGGAUUAAAAGAAUUCCUACAACCACAAAUAUUACCUCAAUAUCAUGCAUUUAUACAUAUGGGUGCUGCAUCAUUAGGUGAAAUGGUUGCUUGUUUAAUACGAGUACCAGUGGAGGUACUUAAACAAAGAAGACAAGCGCUUUUAGCUGAUGUGGCUCGUUUAAAAUUACGAACAUUAUUUCGUGGAUAUGGCAGCACUGUUCUUCGUGACAUGCCAUUUGGAUGCAUUCAAAUGCCAUUAUGGGAAUACUUUAAAGUUUGUUGGAAACAGCAUGUACACCAUGAAUGUACACCAUUAGAAGGAGCUUAUUGUGGUGCAGCAUCUGUGGCAGUCUCUGCAGCUAUUACAACUCCAUUGGAUGUUGCAAAAACUAGAAUAAUGUUGUCUUCGACUACAGCGGAUAAAAAAGAAGUUAAAAUAUCCACGAUGUUAAAGGAAGUUUAUCGAGAGAAUGGACCUAAAGGAUUAUUCGCAGGCUUUCUUCCAAGGGUGGGUGGCUUUACUAUUAGUGGUUUUGUAUUUUUUGGUAUCUAUGAACAAUCCAGAGAGAUUUGUGCUUCAAUUUUCCCAUAUACAUCAAACCAAAAAAAUAAAACAUAGUAAAAG
Messenger RNA from Vespa crabro (European hornet), 1078 nucleotides. Its product is annotated as S-adenosylmethionine mitochondrial carrier protein-like. Gene Ontology annotation, cellular component: mitochondrial inner membrane. Bases 221 to 1072 code for a protein of 283 amino acids. The transcript has 7 exons. Gene Ontology annotation, molecular function: S-adenosyl-L-methionine transmembrane transporter activity. NCBI's taxonomy places the organism in Eukaryota, Metazoa, Arthropoda, Insecta, Hymenoptera, Vespidae. The record is from RefSeq and is a predicted model, not a curated record.